Molecule: messenger RNA, 2228 nt
Organism: Haliotis rufescens (red abalone)
Lineage: Eukaryota; Metazoa; Mollusca; Gastropoda; Lepetellida; Haliotidae
Product: zinc transporter 2-like
Exons: 9
Coding region: 135-1487 (450 amino acids)
Biological process (GO): response to zinc ion; zinc ion transmembrane transport
Cellular component (GO): plasma membrane
Molecular function (GO): zinc ion transmembrane transporter activity
Source: RefSeq, a predicted model, not a curated record
CAUGAUCUGUCCUAUCUCAUUUCCGUAUUAAAUUGACACUGAUGACCUGAUUCACUGAUUGUUAUCUUCGCUGGCAGUUGUUCAAUAUGUAGCGACAUGCUCAUCUAGGCACUCUUCUCCCUGCAGUAUAAACAAUGUCCAGUCUUGACACGGCCGUUUCUAGGACAAACCCUUCUAUUCAGGAUCCGGAGGACAGCAGCGAUGACGACAGUGACACCUUCCCGAGGACCCCACAUCGCUGUACAUCCGUCGUCUGUCACUGUGGUGUGUCGGAUGAAACCACGGACCUACUAGGCACUUCAAGAAACUCGACACCGCAAUCAGCUGACAUUGGCCCACUGACGAAUUCUUACUCAUCAUCUGGAAAUCAUUGUCAUGAUGAUACAGAGUUGGGGAAAGUAGACAAGGGCGCUCGGCGGAAACUUAUCAUAGCCAGUGUGCUAUGUCUUCUUUUCAUGAUAGGAGAGAUUGCCGGUGGUUUCCUGGCCCACAGUCUGGCUCUGAUCUCCGACGGGGCCCACCUCCUGACAGACUUUGCCAGCUUCAUGAUCUCACUGCUAGCCCUGUACCUCGGCACAAGGAGGUCCACUAAGAAACUCAGCUUUGGCUGGUACAGAGCUGAGGUGCUAGGAGCGCUGGUGUCCAUCCUGCUGCUGUGGGUGCUGACUGGCAUCCUGUGCUACUCGGCUGGACUCCGCAUCGUGGAGGACAACUACACCAUUGAUGCCGAAAUCAUGCUGAUAACAGCUGCUUGUGGUGUCUUCUUUAAUGUUGUCCUCGGGGUCACCCUUCAUCAAAGUGGACACGGUCACUCCCAUGGUGGGAUGUCACACGCUCACUCUCACGGUCACUCCCACAGCAUUGCCAGCAAGCCAGACCGAGGGUUUGAUUAUGGUUCCCUCACUGAUGACAGUGGCCAUUCACACAGUCGACCCAAGUAUGGCAGCAUCUCUGAAGCAAAUCAUGAGGCACAUACUGAGACACAGGAGUCCAAGAAAAAGGACAGUAAUAUCAACGUGAGAGCCGCAUUUGUCCAUGUAGUAGGGGAUCUACUGCAGAGCGUUGGAGUACUAAUAGCUGCUUUUAUUGUAUAUUUCAAGCCUGAGUGGAAGAUAGCUGACCCAAUUUGUACGUUCUUGUUUUCUGUGUUUGUCGUCGUGACAACAGUGACUAUUCUCAGGGACAUCCUGGUCGUCCUGAUGGAAGGUACCCCCAGGAACAUUAACUUUGCUGAUGUGAGGGAUGCAUUUUUCACAGUCAAGGGCAUCAAGGACAUUCACGAUCUACGUUUGUGGUCCCUCACCCUGAAUAAGACAGCACUUUCGGUUCAUAUUGCAGUUGAAAAGGAUGCAGACCCUUUAAAAGUGAUCAAGGUAGCAUCGUUCUUGAUCCAGAAGAAGUUUGGCCUAACAGAAACAACGAUGCAGAUCGAAGAGUAUACAACAGACAUGCUGAUGUGUUUACACUGCCAACACUUGAAGGAUUAGACUGUUUGUUGUCACAUCAUUGUCAUUGCUUGUUUACUGUCUUGAAACAUUGCCAGGGUGGAUGGGAACAAAGUUUCUCUGAGAUACCAGAGUUUUGGGGCAGAGGAAUCACAGGGCAGACUCUACUUCUUGGACUAUUUAGGGUAACUUGGAGAUACCAGGGUUUGGGGUUGCCAGGGCCGACACAGGUGCAUCCUAGACGUAAGGGUAACUUGGAGAUACCAGGGUUCGGGGUAGAAGGUUGACAUAGCGCUCACUAGUACAUCCUAGUCGUAAGGGUAACAUUGAGAUUAAUGGAAAAUAUUUUCGGUAUACAAGUCUCAGUGUGUGGAUGUAUAUGCGGAUGCUCUAGUCAUGUGAUCGUCCUGUUGAGGUGAGCUAAAUAUUUCUAUCUUAAAUUAUAUUUGACUUUGAGUUAUUAUUGUUCUUUAUUAGUUAUGGAACCUAUAAUUUGGUCAGUAAUCAAUGUUAAGUAUAAAGGAAUAACAUUUUACAAAGCUACCGACCUAGUUCUGAAAUACCAAGCAAACAGUGGGCAUGAGUAGAAUGCAGGGGACAAUGCAUUAUUCAAGAUAGUGAUACACAGUCCACCAAUCCAUGCUAGGAUGAAUGAAAAGUUUGUUUGUCAUGAUGAGAGAACAAUCUCAUUAAAAUCAGAUCUUAGUUUUCGCUACCGCUAAACAAAGAUCUGAGGACAUCCCAUUACGGGUCACGUCAGAACGACCUUUCGCGAAUUUUGAC